CACUGUCGAAUGAGCCAAAAGAUCGUACAAGAUGAAGUUAUGUAAACUCACCUUUUUUUGUGACAAAAUGUGCAAUUCACACUCCGACCUGUGAAAGGCAGCAAUACGCAACACAGCGUCUUAGUCUACCGGAAACUCAUAAGAAGAAAGAAGUCAUGUAAACGUUAUCUCUGCUUGAAGUACAAUUCCUACCGUGUAAUGAACACCAACAUCGGGGAGAAAAAUAGACUAAAACAUACUUUAUUUGCUUGAUAUUGAGGAUAUCACGUUGAUAGCUCUACCCCAAAAAUGGACCUGCUGCUGCAAAUGGACAAUUUCGAUAGCACCAUAGAGGAUUGGGCUACAUAUAUCGAGAGACUUGAGCAGUAUUGCUUUGCUAACGAUGUAGAAGCUGAAAGGAAAGUGGGGGUACUUCUGGGUGUAAUGGGAGCUAAAACAUAUAACUUGCUAUGUACCCUUACAGCACCGACAAAGCCAGAAGAGAAGACUUUCAAAGAGAUUGUAAACGCGUUACAGACCCAUCUAAAUCCAAAGCCGCUGGUCAUAGCCGAACGUUUCCGAUUUCACAAACGGAAUCAGCAAAAGACAGAGUCAAUACCGGAGUACAUUGCGGAGCUCCGCCAGCUCUCGCAGUAUUGUCAGUUCGGACAGGGAUUGUCGGAUGCGCUCAGAGACAGGCUGGUAUUCGGGUUACACAACGAGAGCACACAGAAACGGCUCUUAUCAGAAAUAGAUCUGACAUUGGCGCGCGCAUUGGACAUAGCCAUAUCAAUGGAAACUGCCGCAAAAGAUACAGGAGAGUUACAGAGGAAAAAUACAGUGGAAUGCACAGUGAACAAGUUGAACACCCGACGUCAAGAUAAAUCACAGGCAUGCUUUCGGUGUGGUAAAAAGUCACAUGACCCUAUCGAUUGUUGGUUUAAAGACAAAGACGGUAGACAAUGUAACAAAAGAGGACACAUACAGAAAAUGUGCAAAUCGAAGCAGAGUGAUAAAAAGUCACCCAAAACAGGAAAGAGAGAAGGAGAAGUGCAUCAGGUUACUGAAACUGAUUCAAAUGACUCUGAUGAAGACAUGUCAUGUCUUGAACUUUUCUCUCUUAAAGAGACAGAUCGCAAAAUAAUCUGUGUGACACCUGAGGUAGAGGGGGUGGCACUAAAGGACACAAUGUUUGACAGCAAGGACAGCAGUUUACAUACAGAUAGACAAUUGCGUCAGAGAACGUUGGAGAAAGGGAAGGAAAUGGCCACAAUCUCUGAUGAUGAUGGUGGUGAUGAUGGUGUUGAUGACGAUUAUGAUUAUAACGAUGAUAAUGGUGAUGAUGAAGGUGAUGAUGAUAAUAAUGGUAAUGAUAAUUAUGAUGCUGGUGACAGUAGUGAUAAAGAUGGUGAUGAUGAUGCCUGUGACAACAGUUCUAAAACCAGAGACAAGCCCUACCACUGCUUAGACUGUGGUAAGAGUUUUACCCGAGUCUAUCAUUUAAAAAGACACAGGCAAACACAUAACAAAGAAAAAUCUCACCAAUGCUCUGAUUGUGGUAAAAGCUUCACUCGACCGGAACAUUUGAAAAAACACCAGCGAAGCCAUAUGACUGACAAAUCAUACCAUUGCACUAACUGUGAUGAGUGUUUCUCUAAAGCAGCACAACUAAGAAGUCACAUGAAAGUGCAUGCCGGGGAAAAGCCUCACCUCUGCACCGACUGUGGGAAACUAUUCCAGUCGUUACACGCGUUUGAAAGACACCAGCAGAAACAUGCUGGAAAGAUUCUUCACCAAUGCUCAGACUGUGGUAAAGUUUUUACCAGAGCAUAUCACUUGAGAAGACACCAGCAUACACAUAAAGAGAAGUCUAAUCACUGCUCUGAUUGUGGUAAGAGCUUCACUCGAUUGGAACAUCUAAAAAGACACCAGCGGAAACACAAGGAAAAGACACGUUACCACUGCUCUAUGUGUGAGGAGAAGUUCUCUACACAGGCAAUGUUAAAUAGUCACCUGCAGGUACAUGUUGGAGAGCUACCUCACCAUUGCUCUGACUGUGGAAAGGCGUUCUCAGACAAAAGACAAUUUGAGAUCCACCAGAAAAGACAUCAGCGAAAAACUGUAAAAAAGAGGUCUUACCUUUGCAGUGACUGUGGAAUGACUUUCAGCAAGCCAAGCACAUUUAAGGUGCACCAGAGAUCUCACACAGGAGAAAAACCAUACAGCUGCUCAGAGUGUGGGAAGAGUUUUGUCCAGUCCACCACACUCCGGAUCCACCUCCAGUGGCACGCUGGGGAGAGGGCCAGCUACUCCUGCCCUGUUUGUGGGAAGACUUUCUCUCGCUCUAACAGUGUGAGGAGACACCAGAUGGUUCACACAGGAGAGAGACCUCAUGAGUGUCCCUGCUGUGGGAAACGCUGCUUCCGACGGAGUGCUCUGAUCAUACAUAUGAGGAUUCACACUGGAGAGAAACCAUACAUUUGUUCUGAGUGUGGGAAGAGGUUCUCCCAAGAUGGCGACCGGAAACGACACCAGAUAAGACACCACCCUGACCUCUGACCUGAAGAGGACUGCAGGCACAGACAGGCUUCAGUAGAGGCACACCGAUCCCAAAUCCACCCUCAGCCCCUACCCUACUAGCUCAUACCCCCUAGCCCCUAUACCAGGGGGUUGCAAACUCAUUCCUGGACGGUCUAGUGGUUUUUAUUAUUUCCUUUCCAUUUGUGUCCAACUAACACCUAGACAAUCAGGUGAGGGGAGUUCCUAAUCAAGUUCAAGGGAGAAGCGACAACCGGCAAACACUCGACCCACCAGAUAUUGAGUUGACAUCCCUGCCCUAUACCCUCUACCCCGAGCUCAUACAUUUAGCUCCUAACCUCUAGCUCCUACUCCCUAGCUAGCCCAUACCCUCUAGUAAAUAUCUGGUUUAAAGAACAGCUAAAAUGUGAACCAUUUCAUGUCAGGUUGUUUGUUUUGUUUGCUUUUCCAUAUCCUCCUUUAAUUAUACAUUGCUAGGAGUUCCUAAUCAAGUUCAAGGGAGAAGCGACAACCCGCAGACAUUCGGGUGUCCAGACAUUGAGUUUGACUUAAUGGCUACAUUUGACUCAUCACAUACUGCUGCUACUGUUUAUUAUCUAUCCUGUUGCCUAGUCAUUUUAUUUCUACCUGUAUGUACAUAUCUACCUUAAUUAUCUCAAACCUGCACAUCGACUCAGUACUGGUACCCCCCCACCCCC
Molecule: messenger RNA, 3215 nt
Organism: Oncorhynchus mykiss (rainbow trout)
Lineage: Eukaryota; Metazoa; Chordata; Actinopteri; Salmoniformes; Salmonidae
Source: RefSeq, a predicted model, not a curated record